AUGGAUGUGAGGCAGAAGGUUGGUGUAAUGCUUGCGCUAUUAGCAUUCUUUCCAGCGCUCAUAUCAUGUCAAAACACGACAACGAACAUCACCACCGCAUCGACCUUUUACCUUGAUCGAACGGAAACCCAGUUCUCAGUCAACAUCGCAGAUGAUUCGGACGACGUCUUCAUCUACUAUGCCAGUCCAGCGUAUUCGUGGGUUGGCGUCGGUUUCGGAGAGAAGAUGGAAGGAAGCCUGAUGUUUAUCAUGUACCCCAAUGCGAAGAGCGAUAACGUAACAAUAUCCCCGCGCAUCGGCUCCAAAACUUCAGAACCAACCUUCAACUCCUCGAUCUCCUUGACUGUCCUCCCAGGAACUAGGAUCGACGACGAUAUGCUCAUCUUGAGAGCGCGCUGUGGUAACUGCCGCUCCUUCAUUGAAACUGAGGCGACAGUUCACCCUAUGAUCUACGCCUUUGGUCACGGACAAAACCUGCAAUCCAACUCGCCUUCUGCAAACCUCAAACGCCACAUCCGCUAUGGUCACUUCACCAUGGACAUGGCAACAGCAACUGGACCAGGUGAAGUACCUGUAAAGAGUAGUGCACUUAAUGGCGUAAGCAUGGUAGGCGAAAUGACAAGAGACCAUGACCGAGCGAAUCUUGCACAUGCCGUAAUGGGAUGUCUAGCGCUCUUCGUACUCUGGCCACUCAACGUGCUCAUCGUAUGUCUCUUCAAGAACAUCAAGAUACACGUUAUAUUCAGCGUAUUCAUCAUGGUCUUCCUGAUCGUGAGCUACGUACUGGGAGGAAUCACCAGUGCGCAAUAUAACCGCUCAAAAGCCUUCAAUACACCCCACCAAAUUAUCGCGUUUAUAUGUCUUCUCCCUCUUCUCCUCACCAGCGUCCUCCCCUCGCUAAAACCCUACCUUCCCCGCCUCCAAAAGGCUGUCCACGCACCCCUCGUCUCAAUUUCCCUGGUUCUACUCAUCCUAACCGGCGGUCUGGGUCUCCAUCUUUCAGGCCAAACCCGACCGAUUAUCCUCGUCUACACUGCCAUAUCUAUCGCCGUCUUCCUCUUCAUCUUCAUCCUGCAGUCGUGUAUUCGGAAACGUGGGUCCGCGUAUUCGCGCGCCGCGAAAAGGCAAAAUCGCGGUUCGGGAGAAGAGAGCGAUGAGAUGGUCAUGCUGGGUAAGAUGGAUGAGGCGCCUGUGUAUGGGAAUAUGCCAUAUGCGUAUGGUGCGGGACAGAGUGGGAGUGGAGAGUUUAGUGCUGAUGGGCAGACACCACCACAGCAGCAGCACAUGAGGAGUCAAAGUCGCACGCAUUAUGGAGGUGGUUCGAUGCCAGGUCCGCAGUAUUUGCUUAAUAUGCAUCCGGGGGUGCCGGUGCAGGUUAGUCGGAUGUGA
Messenger RNA from Alternaria atra, 1389 nucleotides. RefSeq lists its product as uncharacterized. The record is from RefSeq and is a predicted model, not a curated record. The coding region runs from base 1 to 1389 and encodes 462 amino acids. The transcript has 4 exons. Lineage: Eukaryota; Fungi; Ascomycota; Dothideomycetes; Pleosporales; Pleosporaceae.